Messenger RNA from Metarhizium robertsii ARSEF 23, 894 nucleotides. RefSeq names its product phosphotransferase enzyme family protein. Bases 1 to 894 code for a protein of 297 amino acids. The record is from RefSeq and is a predicted model, not a curated record. NCBI's taxonomy places the organism in Eukaryota, Fungi, Ascomycota, Sordariomycetes, Hypocreales, Clavicipitaceae. The transcript has a single exon.
AUGUCCUGCUUCUCCUCCUUCACGACGCCUCCUUCGACUACUGCACGCACUGGGCCCUCGCCAAGCACUGCCCAGGAAGUGAGCACAACCACGGGCCGUUAUCCGAUGCCAUACUUCGCCGCUCCAGGUCGACUGCCAGAGCCGCUGCCGACAGAUGCAAUCAUCAAGUGCUCUAGCGACGUCCUCAAAGCUGGUUAUGGCCGGCGUAUUGUUCGUGUCGGCCAGCAUUUCGUUGUCAAGUACGGCGUCCUCGUUAGCUUGACCGAGGGGGAGAACAUGCUCUUCGUGCGGGAGACGUGCGAUAUUUCAGUACCGCAGGUUUUCGCCCUUUAUUCACGCAUACAUCCAGGCGGAACCAAAGUCAGCUACAUCGUCAUGGAGUACAUUCAAGGCAAGUCCCUGGACAACUUCUGGGAUACCAUGAGUGCUGCAGACAAGUCGAAUACAAGUCAACAGCUGCGGCUCAUGUUGGACAAGUUACGGAGCGUUCCUUCUCCUGGAUACUUUGGGUGUAUUGGGCGACGACCCAUGGAAGAAGGCAUAUUUUGGACACGCCAAGAGGACAGCAAGGACCAUGGGCUCAUCAGUGGCCCAUUUGACACUGAAGCACAGCUCAACAAUGCCCUGGUCGAAAAGUAUCUCUACAACAGUGGCUGCCUUCCAAGGCCAGGUUUUACCGUCGUGUCUUGCCCCGCGUCCUUUGUGACCAUGCGUCGGUAUUUUCUCACGGGGACUUGCAGCGAAAGAAUGUGCUUCUUGGAGACGACGGCAACUUGUGCCUGGUUGACUGGGAGUCAGCGGGCUGGUAUCCAAGCUACUGGGAGUACGCCUCGGCCAUGUUUGACUGUGGGAACUGGCGUGACGAUUGGCACGAAUACGUCGCCGGCAUUCUAG